This is a messenger RNA of Porites lobata, 453 nucleotides long. NCBI's taxonomy places the organism in Eukaryota, Metazoa, Cnidaria, Anthozoa, Scleractinia, Poritidae. The record is from the annotation of a GenBank genome assembly.
AUGCCAAACAUAGUGCGUACUGUUGCAAGAUGUACCAUCAUCAAUCAGUAUCUUGAUUCCUGCAAAGACGAAAAUUUUACACCAUUGAGUCGUGCCACUAUGUGGCGAAUUAUGGAAGUACAAGAAGCGUCUUAAAGGAAGUCUCUAAAAGGGAUUGACAACACAGCGGCUGACGGUGCUGAAGGCUUUGAAGCACUGUACGAGAUUGUAGACCAGUAGGAGGAAGCAGGAGCUGAUAAAGAAUGGUCUUCACAAACACGGAAAAGGUUAAAAGACAGUAAGUUAUACUUGAAAACAACCUACCGUGAUCACUGCCAAGAGGAGAGCGCGUGUCCGGACCACUGUAGAGUCUUUGCCUUAAGCGAUGCUAACGAUGCUUAUUAUCAAGCACUCUGUAACCAUGAGCAUGACCAUGCAUGUCGUGAUUGUGAUUCACUAAAGAAAGUAGUUUAA